AUGAACAAGCUAACGGCCAAAGUGUCUCCUUCCCCCGCUACUGUCGCUCCUGUUGCCCUCUCGCCUCCUGCCCCUCCAGAUGACGCAGCAGGGGAGGAAGCGACCAUGUCCGAAAUGGCGGGGUCUGAGGGGGACAGUGCGACAGGGUGCUGUGAUCGCUGCCCAUUGGUUGGCAUCAGGCGGGUGGCAUGGGGGGUGGUGCUGGGGGGUGCCGUUGCACUGGCCUGGACUGCCAGCACUCACAGUGCCAAGCUGGUCCUCCUCAAACUCCACGCCCCCUUCUUCAUCACCUGGUUCUGCAGCACCUGGAACCUUCUUGUCUUCCCCUUGUACUACCUGGGACAUCUAAUCGGAUCGGACCAGAGGCAGAGGCCAGUGACUCGCUUCAGGGAGUGCGGCGAGGCCCUAGGAGGAGGGGCGGUGCCCUUGCGGGCGCUCCUGCGAAGCUCCGCCCCCUUCUCCGUGCUGUGGAGCCUCUCCGGCUACCUGUACCUGCUGGCGCUGAGCCGUAUCUCAGCCAGCGACGCCAGCACCGUCCUGUGCUGCAGCCAGGCCUUCACCUUCCUGCUGUCCUGGAUCGGCCUGCGUGACCGCUUCAUGGGCGUCAGGAUAGUGGGAGCCAUCCUCUCCAUCACUGGAAUUGUCAUGAUGGCCUAUGCUGAUGGUUUCCAUAGUGACUCCAUCACUGGGGUGGCACUUGGGGUGGGCUCUGCUUCCACCUCCGCCCUGUACAAGGUGCUGCUGAAGCGGAGGGUGGGGGAAGUUGGUGCGGGCGUAGCCAGUGUGCUGCUGUCCUGCGUGGGCCUGUGCAGCUGCGCUCUGCACUCCUGGAUGUGUGUGCUGCUCUACCUCACCCACGUGGAGUACUGGCCCUUCUCCCAGCGCAUGCCCUGGGACAUGCUGUGUGGCCUGGCUGCGCUGCUACUUGCUUUCAAUGUAUUGGUGAAUUUGGGGGGAGUUCUCACGUACCCCACAUUCAUCUCCUUGGGGGUCCUGCUGAGUGUCCCAGCAAGCACCGCUGCAGAUUUGUACCUGACUGGAGCUUCCCAGCUCAGCCAGGUGAGGCUGGCUGCUGCGGGAAUCAUUGGGACUGGCUACCUUCUCCUGCUGCUUCCAGAGCAUUGGGAUGAUAGUGCCCUCAGGUGGCUGGGAGGACUAUGGCAUGGCGGGUGGCAGAAGGACAGCAUGGCUGGAGAGGAGAUCGGCAUCGAGGGUUCAACUGGUGCCCGACCAAAGCCCAAACCAGCACUGGCCUGACAUGACAGAAAGUAGUAGAAAUGAAGAGGGUGAAUGAGAAAUGUGCUCUCUCAGGCUCAGCAUGUUCCCAUAAUUUCACACACGCAUGAGUGUGUGUAACUGUUAACCCUUGUAUUGUUCAUUUGUGCCAGCGAGUCCAGCACUGGUUAUAGCAGUCCCCAGGGAUGAAAAGUGUGAAUCAAAUGAGUAUCCCAUACCACGUUGUGCAACAGCGACUCCUCUGGUCAGCGUGGUGCCUGCAGUCUGCCUGCGCUAGCUGUGCAUAAUGGCGGCCAUGUCUGCGCAGCCCAGCUGGCUGCCCAGACCGCAAGCACUAGUCCGGAGUUGCUAAAAUUGACCGAAGAUGUUGGACGGGAUCGCAAAUAUGAGAGAAAAUUCCAAACUGCAGAGAAAUUUUUUUUUGAGAAACCCUUGCGGGAAAAAAAGAGGCACAUGCUUUCCAUACACACCUGAGUAAACGACAGCUGUCACUGAAAUGCGCAUUAUUGAAAACACAGUAGGCCUACAUAAAAUGCUUUUUAAUCCAUCCAGUACAUGAAAAUAUUAAAUUACCAAUAUUAUAGCACAAGAUAGGUUUCUGAGUAUGUACUGUAUGGUUUGCGUGGUCCUGCUGAACCACACAUGGAAGGCAAACACCGGUUGACCCACUACUUUUAUGUCUGUGAUCUGUGAAAGGUGUUAUUUAUGAAUAAACUGUUUUCGAAUGGUCAUGUUAAAACCUUUGUGAAAGUUCCUUUAAUAGUCCUCAUUAAAGAGUUAAAUCAUGUAUCAGGAACUGGAAAAUACAGGAUACAUGGGAUCCAAAAAGACAGAUUUUUAUGGUAUGAAAUGCACCUUGUGGGUUUAUUCAUUAUUUUUAAAAAGACUUUGAAGCAGGUGUUCGGGCUUGACCCUGUGAAUGUGAGUGAAAACUCACCAACCCCAUAUUGUUAUGACAGAGAUGUGACCAAGAACAAUACUAUGGCAAUUGAUGUAUGUUUUUUGUUCUGUCAUAUUCCACUGGAAAAUCCUGUUGAUAAGAAACAGAGAGGACAUAAAGAGGAAAGCAGGAUCUGAGUAUGUUGUGAGUCUAUAGAAUACAUGGGAGAGCUACCAGUACCUGUUGGCAAUAACUCAUUGAUUAAGAAUUUGGUCUCCAUGAAAAAAUUAUUUGAAAAAAUGAAAAAAGCAUUUGCGUUCAGUGUCAGGAGUCAGGCAGAAGAGCCCCAGCCAUUGUUUCACAUGGCUAGAACUCCCCAGUUUCGCCAUCCCUAAGCUUACUCCCUCUUCCGCUAGAGUUUGAUAAAAUGAAUUUACUUGGUCCGUGUAUUUUCCCUCCGGGGCAGUAGGGGGUAGUAAAACGAGUAAUACCCGGAGCGUAAACAUCCAGAAAAAAACCCAGAACGUGGUUUAUGCUUUCGGUCACGGACUUGGAAAUGCUGCCGGGUGCUGGAAACAUGUCUCUCAAGGCAGAGGACGAUGACUUUGAGUGGGAGCCCCCGUCGGAGGCAGAGAUGAAGGUGAUCCAAGCUCGGCGGGAACGACAGGACAAAA
Anguilla rostrata (American eel) is the source of this 2790-nucleotide messenger RNA. RefSeq names its product solute carrier family 35 member F4. Lineage: Eukaryota; Metazoa; Chordata; Actinopteri; Anguilliformes; Anguillidae. The record is from RefSeq and is a predicted model, not a curated record. The coding region runs from base 1 to 1257 and encodes 418 amino acids. The transcript has 8 exons. Gene Ontology annotation, cellular component: membrane.